Messenger RNA from Morus notabilis, 1230 nucleotides. RefSeq names its product BAG family molecular chaperone regulator 4. The coding region runs from base 154 to 972 and encodes 272 amino acids. NCBI's taxonomy places the organism in Eukaryota, Viridiplantae, Streptophyta, Magnoliopsida, Rosales, Moraceae. Gene Ontology annotation, molecular function: protein-folding chaperone binding; adenyl-nucleotide exchange factor activity. The record is from RefSeq and is a predicted model, not a curated record. The transcript is spliced from 4 exons. Gene Ontology annotation, biological process: protein stabilization. Gene Ontology annotation, cellular component: cytoplasm.
AAACUUUUCACUUUACAUUAGUUCCGAACUAUUCGUAGGCCGUACACCCGGCAAAGCAGUUUCCUCUCUUUUCAAUCCAUUAUCCUUUUUCCAACACCAACCACACUUCGAUUCUUCGCAGUUUUGUCCCGACCAAAUCUUCGAGUUUCGACGAUGAAGAAGAAGACUUCGACUUCGAACCCCAAAGGGUCACCGGUGGGCCCACAGAGCGAGGAGAUCGAUUGUGGGAUGAGGCCCGGCGGGAUGUUGGUCCAGAUGCGCGACGACGGCGAUUCCGGCGGCGCUUCCUCCCGUGGGCCCAUGAUCAAGAUCAACGUCUCCCACGGCCCGGCCCACUACGAGCUCUUUGUCUCCGCCCAUUCCACUUUCGGGGACAUAAAGAAGGCCCUUUUAUAUAAAACCGGUUUGGCGCCCAAUGAGCAGAGACUCUUGUUCAGGGGAAAAGAAAAGGAGGAUGAGGAACAUUUGCACAUGGCAGGAGUGAAGGAUAAUUCGAAACUUUUACUCUUGGAGGACCCAGCAAGCCAAGAGAGGAAGCUUGAGGAGCUGAACAACAGCUGUGAGAUGUCAAACGCAUGCGAAGCUGUUGCUGAGGUCCGAGCGGAGGUUGCUAAUCUCGCUGAAAGGGUUGCUGCCUUAGAAGUGGCUGUGGGGAAUGGAACCAAGGUUGCGGAGAAGGAGUUUGAUGUGACAACAGAGUUGCUUAUGAGGCAGUUGCUUAAACUGGAUGGUAUUGAGGCUGAAGGAGAAGCGAAAAUGCAACGGAAGGCCGAGGUACGUCGUGUCCAGCACUUGGUGGACACACUGGAUGCCCUAAAAGCAAGAAACUCCAAUCCAUUUCACAACACUAGCAAGGCUGUAUCAGUAACAACUCGAUGGGACUCUUUUGACUCUGGUGUCGGAAGCUUGACUGCCCCACCCCCAAUGCAAUCUUCAACAAACAUAUUGAAAGAUUGGGAACGGUUUGAUUAAUGUAAAGUUUUUGUUAUGGAAUCGUAGAAACAGUAGUGGGAAUAUAUACACCGAAUGUUAUUUUUGUACCUUCGGUGCUUCAUUCACAAUUGAGUUUGGUUGCUAGCACUAUGUCUAGAAACAAGAACUUCCUUUUGCUCAAGAACGAUUGGAAUUGGUAUAACAUUAUUCUAUCUGUUCUCAUCUAUGAAACCGUACUAUUAAUCUCUCUUUUGUCAUUGUUAAAGAUUAUCUUUUAGAUCCCAACCUUGAAUUGAA